AUGGGCAAGGUUGACUGGGUCUUGAUCUACAACUACGAGGGUUCCGAUUGGGAGAUUCCCGCUCGAGUUCGCUACAACGCUGAAGAACAGCCCAAAGGAUACAGCUUGAUCACCUACACGGACGGAGAUUGGCUCGUGAGGCAACACGAGAACAACCAAACUGUUACUUUCGACUUCGUGAACGACAACAGACCCGCUGCAAUUGAUCGGCCAUCAUUCGCCGGGGGCAGAAUCGACCAAUUCACGUCUUGGGGUCCGACAUUGGAUGCUCGGAUGGCUCCUCAAAUUUCCGCUCCAGGUGGCUGGGCCACGUUUUCCGGCACAAGCAUGGCUACUCCCUACAUUGCUGGCGUUGCAGCUUUGUUCUUUGCCGCCAAUGGUGGCAAAGCUACCUUCGGUGACGGAGGAGCCAAGCUGGCCCACGAAAAGAUUGUUGCCAGUGGCAAACCUAUCCGUCACUACGACGGCACAGAUGCUUUGGCCUCGGUUGUACACCAGGGUGCUGGCUUGGUCGACGCCUUCAAAGUCGUCGGUUACUCGACUACGGUCAGCCCAGCUACUCUCAACCUCAACGACACUGAUCACUUUCAAAGUACUCAUGACGUCAAGGUUACCAAUGCUGGGGAUGAGUCGGUGACUUAUCAGUUCUAUCAUGAGGCUGGGACCACAAUUUUCUCCAAGGGCGCAGGAGAUGCAUGGAUCUCGCUGUCUCCACCAUAUGCCACUGACGAGUCCAAUGUUGCAACUGUCGACUUCUCUACUACCGAGUUAACCUUGGGGCCAGGAGAAAGUGGUACUUUUUCUGUCGCAUUUUCUGAGCCAUCCGCGUCUGAGGCUAUCAAGCUUCCUGUCUACGGUGGCUCUAUCCUGAUUGUAGGAUCUCAAGGAGAAGCUGUGCGCGUCACUUACAUGGGCGUCAAGGGAUCCAUCUAUGCCAGUGACAUUUGGGAGAUGGAACGUGGUGUUCCUCUGCUUCUCAGCGGAUACGGUGGUCUCAUGGAAGAGGGUCACAACUACACGUUCGAACAGGGAGGGGACGUCAUGCAACCCUACUUCAACGUUCUCUGGUCCACUCGAGAAAUCAGUUUCGACUAUGUCGCCCGGGACUGGAACGAGUCAGACUGGGUUUACCCCCCGGUUCCAGGCCAGAACAAGUACCUCGGCUCCUUCAUCACUGAGCCCUCCGGCCUCUCCGAAACCAUCACGAGCUUCCCCUUCAAGAACUAUCCUCGCAACAGUGGAGGUGUCUACGCCAAGCCACAGAACAAGUUUGCACACGGGGGAGAUAUCCCUGCUGGCGAAUACAAGCUCCUGUGCCGCACUCUUCGCACCUUCGGAGACCCCAACAAUCUCAACGACUGGCAGUACAAGGUAUCCCCCUGGUUCCGGGUAACAAGGGAGAAGCCUCCGGUCACCGAGACCCCCGUUCCCACAACGGCUGAAGCUACUCCGGUGCCGACUUCCACAGUCAGCGUACCCGAGCCCUGCGCCGCUACGGCAACUCCCGUCAGCAUUCAAGCGUCUCUUGCCUCCGGAGAGGGCCCAUACAACCUUUACCUCUACUCUGAUUUUGCUGCCAUCGAUCUAGCUGGAACAAAAACCUCCUUGAACUUCACUUUGACAAGUGAUACACAUGUUCAGACCUGGCUCGACUCUUCUUACAAGUUCUUCUCGGUGCAUACCAACACCAACAGUUUGAUCUACACAUACACAGCGGGUAGAGUGUCCGGAGCCUACUCGUUCCUUGAAUGUGCCGUUGUAGAUGGCGCUUUGCAGUGCGAGUCUAACGGCAAGAAGGCACUGUAUUGGAAGCGGUCUGCUCCGCCAUGGCACUGA
Messenger RNA from Colletotrichum chrysophilum, 1836 nucleotides. RefSeq lists its product as uncharacterized. NCBI's taxonomy places the organism in Eukaryota, Fungi, Ascomycota, Sordariomycetes, Glomerellales, Glomerellaceae. Gene Ontology annotation, molecular function: serine-type endopeptidase activity. Gene Ontology annotation, biological process: proteolysis. Bases 1 to 1836 code for a protein of 611 amino acids. The transcript is spliced from 8 exons. The record is from RefSeq and is a predicted model, not a curated record. Gene Ontology annotation, cellular component: cell wall; membrane.